GUUUUAGUGAAAAAUCUUAGGUCAAAUCGGGCUAGAGAACCGCGAGCGGAACCCUUCGCGGGGCGCUAGCGUCAUGGUUAGCGGCGGAGCGAUAAGACUACCCAAUGACAGUUAUUACCAUUCCGUCGGUACGCCCUAUUCCCCUUUCAGACAUCGACCACGGCGUACGUACAUGCGCAGACGAUCACGAGUACGCUCAUCCAUCCCACCAUCGUGUUCGCUCCAUAGCCCCCAUUCAAUCGUACGAUGGAAUUAGCUCGCACACCUUUAUCACUUCUGUCCAUCUCAAGUUCCAGGGCGCGUAGAUGGUCGAGCAUAAAAGGAGCGGCAAUCUUUGCCACGAAAAUCUGUACAACGCAAAGCGGCGCGGCACAACAUAUCGCCACAUACCGCAACACAACAUCUUAAUACAUACCGUCCCGUAUCAUAGCCCCACUCAAUAUAAUACUCUCUGAUGGAGCAUACGGGUUCAGGAAUGCCGCCCUUGACGCCCUUGGCGAUGGGCCCGCACGAUACUAGCACCUUUACCGUUGACGACUAUUCUUAUCCUAUCGAUGGGUCUACUCAGAGCAUACCUAAGGGGGAGACCGAUGGGUGCUUCGUCGAUCAGACCCAGACCCACUUCUUCGUGCAUUCUUCCCAGGAUGGAGUCAUCAACAGGGAACCAGGAAGUAGUUAUCGGAAGAGAAGGGCCCCAGAGGAGUUUGAGCGGCCGUAUAUCUAUGGAUGGGAAGACUGCGACAAGCGAUACGGUACAUUCACCCACCUGAACCAUCACGUAGAAGCGAAAGGGCAUGGGAAGAGACGAGAGUCGAAAGGUGAGGGCUCCUUACCCAACUAGACUCAUAUUAGAACUAAAUUUGUCAUAGAUUUCCGACACGUUCGCGAGGAGCAGCGAAGACGACGUAAUGUAGAAAGGUCGGAAAGGCUGAAGCAGCGACUUGGGCCAGCAGUUCCAAUGGAAACCAGCGCCACGAGCAGUGAGGAAGUCGCUCCGAGCUGUCACGGUCGCCACAGGGCUCAUGUGACAGGAUUGAUUCUAUUGGCUGCAUUGUGCUUAGGGUGUGGCCUGUGCGCA
Molecule: messenger RNA, 1078 nt
Organism: Lasiosphaeria miniovina
Lineage: Eukaryota; Fungi; Ascomycota; Sordariomycetes; Sordariales; Lasiosphaeriaceae
Exons: 2
Coding region: 455-841 (128 amino acids)
Source: RefSeq, a predicted model, not a curated record